Messenger RNA from Debaryomyces hansenii CBS767, 639 nucleotides. RefSeq lists its product as uncharacterized. The transcript has a single exon. Gene Ontology annotation, molecular function: ER lumen protein retrieval receptor activity. The record is from RefSeq and is a predicted model, not a curated record. Gene Ontology annotation, biological process: protein retention in ER lumen; endoplasmic reticulum to Golgi vesicle-mediated transport. Bases 1 to 639 code for a protein of 212 amino acids. Lineage: Eukaryota; Fungi; Ascomycota; Pichiomycetes; Serinales; Debaryomycetaceae. Gene Ontology annotation, cellular component: cis-Golgi network; endoplasmic reticulum; membrane.
AUGAACAUAUUCCGUUUUGCAGGGGAUCUUUCCCACCUUGCCAGUAUUUUCAUAUUAGUGUACUCAAUUGAAUUGCACAAAUCAAUUAAAGGAUUGUCAUUGAAAACACAAUCUUUAUAUGCCCUUGUAUACAUAACUCGUUAUUUGGAUUUGUUUACUACUUAUGUUUCCCUUUAUAAUUCAUUGAUGAAGAUAUUUUUCAUUGGAUCUUCAGUUUACAUUGUCCAUAUCAUGGCAUUUAAAUAUCGUAAGUCUAUUAAGGAGGACAUAGAUACAUUUCCAGUUAGAUAUUUAGUGGGAGGCUCGUUCUUGCUUUCAUUGAUUUUCACCCAUAAAUAUUCAUUUGGUGAAAUCUUGUGGUCGUUUUCAUUGUGGCUCGAGUCAGUAGCAAUCUUACCCCAACUAUUUAUUUUACAAAGAACAGGAGAAGCGGAAAAUAUCACGACCCAUUACAUUUUUGCAUUAGGUAUUUACAGAGUUUUGUAUAUUCCAAAUUGGUUAUACAGAUAUUUCGGGGAAGGUAAGUUUGAUUACAUUGCUGUCUUAGCUGGAUUAAUUCAAACAGCAGUGUAUUCAGACUUUUUCUACAUUUAUUAUACUAGAGUUAUGCAAGGUCAAAAUUUUGAAUUGCCAGUUUAA